This is a messenger RNA of Telopea speciosissima, 1727 nucleotides long. RefSeq names its product transcription factor PCL1-like. NCBI's taxonomy places the organism in Eukaryota, Viridiplantae, Streptophyta, Magnoliopsida, Proteales, Proteaceae. Gene Ontology annotation, biological process: regulation of DNA-templated transcription. The coding region runs from base 75 to 1043 and encodes 322 amino acids. Gene Ontology annotation, cellular component: nucleus. Gene Ontology annotation, molecular function: DNA binding; DNA-binding transcription factor activity. The record is from RefSeq and is a predicted model, not a curated record. The transcript is spliced from 2 exons.
CUCUUAUCUCUUGGCUCUGCUACCUUAGACUUGAUUGAAUUAUUAACAUUGAACAUUGGUAAGCAAAAGAAGGAAUGAGUAUGGGGGAAGAAGUGCAGAGGAACAGCUACUUAAGAGGCCUAGGUGGUGGAGACGAUGGCCGAGUUCUGGAAUGGGAGGCCGGUUUGCCCAGCGCAGACGAUCUGACGCCCUUGUCUCAGUCUUUGAUCCCUCCGGAGCUCGCCUCGGCUUUCAGUAUAUCACCCCAGCCCUAUAAAACCAUGGUCGAUGUGAAUCGCGCCUCGCAGAACACGCUAUCGAGCCUCUGCCGCCAGUCGCAGCCUUUUUCCUCCAACCACCUCAAGUCUUUACCUUCCUUCGCCGAGGACCCAAGUCUUGAACCCUUGGUCGUUGACGGUGACGAUUAUGAUCCUGAGAGUACCACCAAGGACGGCUCCGAUGCUCGCAAGAUCAGAAGACUUGACAGCGCUGAAGAGGUAGAUUCGGUUUUGCGAACCGAGAAUUCAAACGAUAAUAAUGAUGAUCACUCUGCUCGAACCUUGAAAAGGCCUCGAUUGAUGUGGACUCCGCAACUUCACAAGCGCUUCGUCGAUGUUGUCGCACAUUUGGGUAUCAAGAACGCCGUCCCCAAGACCAUCAUGCAACUGAUGAACGUGGAGGGUUUAACCAGAGAAAACGUCGCCAGCCAUCUCCAGAAGUAUCGAUUGUACUUGAAGAGGAUGCAAGGCUUGUCCGACGAAGGCCCCUCCUCUUCGGAUCAUCUCUUUGCAUCAACCCCUGUGCCGCAGAGCUUUCACGAAUCCGGUGCCAAUGGCCACAUGCCGCUUCCUAUGCCGUACUUUUUGAUGCCUAUGCCGGUACUUGGUGAUGCCCACGGUCAUGGUCAUAUGGGGAUGCCCGUAGGUAAUCCACCCACCUCUGCUACCUGUCAUGGCUUCGACCCCUAUUCCUAUAACAUGUUUCGGGAGCAGCAGCGAGAUUGGUCGGGUAAUAAGCUCGGCUCGGUUAUGUCUUAUCCUCACGUUAACCCUAACGAUAAAUGAAAUUACUCAAGACUUUCCUUCGCAACAGGGAGGAAGGUAAAGUAACAUACUUGAAAGCUGGAAUGCUGGCUGGCAAGAAUUGCUUUCUGAACUUGGAAGUGCCAAUAAGAAUGACAAGUUUCCUAAAACCAGUUUCGGCUGAUCGGAGAUAUAAUAUGCUUACCUACAUCAAUUAUCAUCUGCUAACAUUAGCACUCUUUGCUCUGGUGAUGGUAGUAUGAAACACCCUGAUACAGAAUUCCACUUCAUGGUAACACUGCUUUUGCUGCCUCCAUCAGCUAUGAACUGCAAAGGUGGGGUUCGCUUCAGACUUAUCUCACAGGAGAAAAUAAGAUAAACUGCAUAAGCUGAACUAAUAAUAUUUGGGAGUAUGUUUCCGCUGAUGUACCAGGAAGGAACCUUGGUCCCUGCAAUCCAGAGUCUGAUAUCUUUGUUCAUCUUUUCGUCUACUUGUGAAGAGAGGGAAGCUUGUUCUAGGGAUUUCAGAUGAAAUGGAACAGAGGUCAGCAUCUUUCAGUCUGUCAUAAUGUUUAUGUAUACUACGAAGAACCUUGAGGGUUUGUUUUCACUAUCUCUUCCCAACCCAGGUCUGGACCAUCCUGCAAGCUUCUGCCAUGACAUUCAGAUCCAUUUGUGUACUCAAUGCUUAUGAACAUUAAUACGGGGGGCCUGAAUUAAUUUUCU